AUGUCUAACCUGAGGAGGGUGUUAGAGAGGCAACAACAAGAAGAUGAAGAAAUUAGGCGCAGACGUGCUGAAGAAGAUCGUGAGUUGGAUGAAGAGGAGGAAGAAGUUGUUUUAGUGGUGUGUAUGCUUAAUCAAUCAAGGCAACACCACCGUCGUCGUGCCCUGAACGUGGACAUACAUAGGCACUCUCGGGGUAAGAAUCUCUUGGAAGAUUACUUUAUCCCAAAUUCGUUAUACCCUGUUUCUCAUUUUCGAGAGAGAUAUAGAAUGCAGCCCCAUUUGUUCCAAAAAAUCAUGCAUGAUGUUUGCAAUUAUGACACAUACUUCGUUCAGAAGUAUGAUGCUGUUGGGGUUUUAGGUCUUCUUCUGGAGCAAAAUCUUAUAGCUGCUUUGCAGAUGCUUGCGUAUGGGCUUCUGGGAUGA
Prunus avium (sweet cherry) is the source of this 423-nucleotide messenger RNA. The record is from RefSeq and is a predicted model, not a curated record. Lineage: Eukaryota; Viridiplantae; Streptophyta; Magnoliopsida; Rosales; Rosaceae.